AUGGCCACACAAGCCCUCGCAAACUGGAGUUCAUCCCUCGAAUACAAUGCCCUCUCCGCAGAAAUAAUCCACGUCGCCGUGCGCAGCUUCUACAACUGGACCGGCUGCGUCGUAGGCGGUAGCGCUCACCCCGCAAUAACGAUCGCGCGCAGCGCACUUGCAAGAUUCUCAGGACCGCCAACAUCCAGACUGCUGGGGUCAGAGGGUAGCAUCGACGCAGAUGCCAUUCACGCGGCGCUAUUCAACGGGAUCGCCUCCCACGUGCACGACUACGACGACACGCACCUCGACACCAUCAUCCACCCGACCGACGGGGCCCAUCGCCUCAGCGCUCCUGGUCAUGGCCGAUGUAAGGUGGGCCGGGCGGUUUGGCCGGAGCAUUAUGAUGUGGGGUGGCACAUCACUAGCACAACAGGCUCAAUCGGCGCAGCCGUAGCCGUCUCCAAACUGCUCGGCUCAUCCGCCCCCCAAACAGCACACUCCAUCGGACUCGCCGCGACGCAGGUAACCGGACUGCGAGAGAUGUUCGGCUCGCACACAAAAUCCUUCCACCCAGGCCGCGCCGCGCAGAACGGGCUCCUAGCCGCAAUUCUAAGCGGCGAGGGCUACACCAGCUCGGCGCAGGUACUGGAAGCCAAGCGCGGGUGGGCGAACGUGGUGAGCUCGGCACAGCGGCUGGAUGCCGAGGUAGCGAGUCUGGCGCCGGCGGGGCGGUGGGAGAUCGCGCAGAAUGCGUUCAAGCCGUUUCCGUGUGGGAUUGUCGUGCACCCGGUCAUCGACGGGUGCGUGUGGUUGCAUGGGGAGCUGCGGCGACAGGGGUUGUUGUUGUCGGAGGGGGAGUACGAGAUCCAGGAGGUCCGCGUGACGGUGCAUCCACUGGUGCUGGAGUUGACGGGGAAGACGGCACCGAGGAAUGGGUUGGAGGCGAAGUUUAGUGUAUAUCAUGGUGGCGCUGUUGGGUUGUUACUCGGGAGGGCUGCGCCGGCGCAGUAUGAGGAUGCGGUAGUGGUGGAUGAGCGGGUGGUACGGCUGAGAGAGCGGAUUCAUGCUACAGCAGGCGAGAACUUACGGCCGGAGGAGUGCCAUCUUGCUGUUUCUGUGCAGCGCUCCGAUGGAUCUACCACUGUUAUCGAGAAGCAUGUGGAUCAUGCUAUGGGCAGCGUGGAACGACCGAUGGCGGAUGUUCAGUUGACAGACAAAUUUGUCGACCAGUGUAUCCCGGUUCUGGGCUAG
Messenger RNA from Penicillium alfredii, 1233 nucleotides. Its product is annotated as MmgE/PrpD family protein. NCBI's taxonomy places the organism in Eukaryota, Fungi, Ascomycota, Eurotiomycetes, Eurotiales, Aspergillaceae. The coding region runs from base 1 to 1233 and encodes 410 amino acids. Gene Ontology annotation, molecular function: lyase activity. The record is from RefSeq and is a predicted model, not a curated record. The transcript has 3 exons.